GACUGGCUCUUUGGAGAUGGGAACUCUUGUGCCAAAGGCUGGGAGAGGGCAGGAGAGACCUGUGCUAUCAUUUAUUUGUUUUAAAAACUACAUUUUGAAGCAUGAAAUGGGCUCUUCAAGGCUAAAUAUUUCCUGUAUCUGUCUAUAGCUCCAUGUGCUUCAGUAGAAGAGGGAAAAAAUAAUGGUCAUUUGGUACAGAGGAUAUGAAGAUAAAUGGAUAUACAGAGGACCAUAGCAAAAUUAGUGUAACUGAGAUACCUUAGUGCUGUACUUUCUUAACAGAAGAAUGUUUUAGCCGCAUAGUAGAGAAAACGUGCCAUGUUUUCAACCUGCCAUUAUUGUAGAGUUUCCAAGUGGUGUUGGACAGAAGCCCGAAUCAGGAUCUCAUAGGAUUACACUUUGACUAUGUAUUUUCAACAGUACUGGAGAGAUAAGAGACUGGCAUAUGCUGGCAUACCUCUCAACCUGACGCUUGAUAACCGAGUGGCAGAUCAACUCUGGGUGCCUGACACCUACUUCUUAAAUGACAAGAAAUCAUUUGUGCAUGGCGUUACUGUGAAGAACCGAAUGAUUCGCCUUCAUCCAGAUGGAACAGUGCUUUAUGGCCUCAGAAUCACAACCACUGCAGCUUGUAUGAUGGACUUGAGAAGAUACCCGCUAGAUGAACAGAACUGUACUCUUGAAAUAGAAAGCUAUGGCUACACGACUGAUGACAUAGAGUUCUACUGGAGGGGUGGAGAUAAUGCAGUCACUGGCGUGGAAAGGAUUGAGCUUCCUCAGUUCUCCAUUGUGGAAUACAGACUGGUGUCCAAGAAUGUUGUCUUUGCCACAGGUGCCUAUCCAAGACUCUCACUGAGCUUCAGGUUGAAGAGAAAUAUUGGAUACUUUAUUCUUCAAACCUACAUGCCCUCCAUACUGAUUACCAUUUUAUCAUGGGUGUCAUUCUGGAUCAAUUAUGAUGCAUCAGCAGCAAGAGUUGCCCUCGGAAUUACAACUGUGCUGACUAUGACAACAAUCAACACUCAUCUGCGAGAGACUUUGCCCAAAAUUCCCUACGUUAAAGCCAUUGACAUGUAUCUUAUGGGCUGCUUUGUAUUCGUCUUCUUGGCCUUACUUGAAUAUGCCUUUGUCAACUACAUUUUCUUUGGAAAAGGCCCUCAAAGGCAGAAGAAGCUUGCGGAAAAAACAGCAAAGGCAAACAACGAUCGCUCAAGGUUUGAAGGCAGCCGGGUGGACACCCAUGGAAACAUUCUGCUAACAUCUCUUGAAAUUCACAAUGAGGUGGCAAGCAACGAGGUCACAACCAGCGUUACGGAUGCCAGAAAUUCAACGAUAUCCUUUGACAACUCAGGAAUCCAGUACAGAAAACAAAGCUCACAUCGCGAAAGCCUUGGAAGGCGUUCAUCAGACAGAACAGGCUCCCACAGCAAGAGGGGCCAUUUACGAAGAAGGUCUUCACAACUGAAGAUAAAAAUUCCUGAUCUAACAGAUGUGAAUGCCAUCGACAGAUGGUCAAGAAUGGUGUUUCCAUUCACUUUUUCCCUUUUCAACUUAAUUUACUGGCUAUACUAUGUUAACUGAGUGACUGAACUUUUUUAAAGGACUUCAAUUAUAACAAGUGAAGUACUACUUGCCUGCAGAGUUUAUAUAUAUUUAUAUGUAAAAAUAUAUAUGAACUUUUACAAUGUAGAGAAUACUCAUGUAUGUGUGAAUACGUACAGCGAAGAAUCGUGUGUAUGUAUAAGCACACACUGAAGAGCAAAAGUAUAUGUAUGCACACAUACGUGUACACAUUCAUUCUGAGGUGAUGGACAGUGUAACAUAGAAUGCACUUCUGAAGAACUUUUUAAUUUGAAAGGCAGGUGUUGUCCAAAGCAAGCCUUGAGAUCGUAAGUGUUGUAUAUUAUCACUUCAAAACUGUGAUGGUCAUAGAAAUUUUCAAAGAGCUGUAAUGGUGUAUAAAGUCAGUAUUUAGUAACAUUGUUUGUAAAUGCUGCCAUACACACUAAUCAUAAAGUGAUAGAGUUACACUGGUAAGUUUAAAGUAAGUUGUUUGUAUUGCAGAACCAUGAACAAAAAUUUCAUCAAGCCAAACUCGUUUCUCUUUGCUAAAAUUUCUUGGUUUUGUAUGACCUAAUACAUUUUUCCCACUCAUGAAUGGGCAUUGUUUUUAAUGGUCUCUUGCUUUCUCUUCUGCAGUAAGCAAGCUGAUCAUAGAGCGUUGCUGUAGGUCUUUGGAGAUGUAUACACGUUCAUAAUAUUUCAAACAAGCAUUUUAAAUGUCCAUCAACAGUGAAAAGAAUCUUUUGUAAGUACUGUAAAUGUGCAGCACAUUUUCCUCCCCUUGGACUGGUUCCAGCUGCCAUGUCAUUUUGAAAGAGAACAGCACAUUUUUAGUGUAAUGUAGCUGAGAUUUCAACUACUGUCAAUGUGUUCUACAUCUGCUGUAGAUUUAAAGAUUGUUAUUCCAGUGAAAGCAUAGAAGAUGUCUCAGGUUAUUUGCUACUUCAACAUGAAACCACCUAGCUGUAGCAUUUUUUAAAUAUGCGUUCACAUUAUUUGACAUUCUUAUAACAUUGUAUGUUAAUGUAAAAUAUAUUUGCAUAAUAUGCAUAUAAGUAUAUUUUCUCAAUGUUUUUCUUUCCUGUGCUUGCUAUUGUGACUGCAUGCUAUGUCAUAUUUUUGUUUCUGUGAUGUUACAACUUUUUAUUCUCUAGAACUGAGCAAAUAGAGCACUUCUGGUACUUUGAUUCAGUAAUGGAGUAUUUUCAUAUUUUAUUUAUAUACUUAAAGUAUAUACAUGUACGCUUAUGAAGCUCAUGUCCUGCAGUCACAGAUCACGAAAGACAGCAAAAUGUAUGCUUUGUUUCAGGAUUGAUUGUGUUCAGACUCACCCUUCAUGCAAAUGUGAGCACUUCAGUUUUCAUUCACAUUCAUUCCCUGACCGGGUUUCCAAUUUUUUUCAGUCUAGUAGAUCGUAGUCAUCAAGGUAUGCUGAUUUCAGAUCUGUAAACUUAAUUUGUUACUUAUCAGAGCAACCUUUCUAAAGAAAAGAAGAUAUAUUUUUUGUAAGCAGUGUUUCUAUCAUGUACAUUCACAAAUACCAACAGGUACAGUAGCAUAAGUAGAUUUAAAACAAGAAUUUAGGCACAGCCAUGCCAGUACUCCACGUGUAGGAUUCCUGGGGAAAUCAAUGGGAAAUUUUGGCAAAGAGAGAGCUUUGAAUGCUAGCUAGGGACAUCUAUGGGAGAAAAAUGUGGAGAUGCAUCUACCAAGAAAAAAGGACCAAGGUGGGAUGAUAAUGAGAAGGCCUUGGCUCUGUCGCGAUCGGUGUUCUCACUGGUUCUUGGAUUACCUGUGAGUAGAGCACUCAUUCUGCUGCCAUGUACACUCUGUUGCUGUUUCCACCCGUGACUCUGCAACUGAGCUGUGAAACUUUGCUCUGGGCUGAACUGCAGCAUAGGCAGGGUGCAAAGCCUGAGUUGCAGUCUCAUCCUGGGGGCUGCUCACUGAACAGCAACGCGCUCCUACAGCUGCCUCGUGGCAGAGCCGCAGUGCGAUCCCCAUCGCCCUGCCCUCGCCUGCAGGACCGAACCGCAGCCCUACUGCAUCCUUGGCAGUGGCACAAAAUGGCUGUAACUGCAGCUCUUAAGCACUGCAGCUGCAAAUACUUGUACAGUAUGAAAAGCCUUGAAGGAAACCGUGUAGCUGGAGUAGAAAAAGUUGUUUUUGAACAGCUCCUCAGUAUGAGCUCCCGUUGGUAAGCUGCAACAUAUUAUGAGCUGCCUAAUAUUUCUUCCAACUGUGAAGGGAUUAUAGAGCACAUUGUCAUCAUUAUUGUCAAAGUAAUAAAACAAUUAGCACCUUCCCAAAUACACAUUUAGUAGAUUCAUUGAAAAUCUCUCCCAAGCUUUUACCUUCACAGCAAAGUAUAAUUAAACAAAAAAUAUGAUCUUAAUAAAACUUAAAAAUGGUAGGCUUUGCUUUGGAGAAGUUACUCUAAUUAAAAACCUUUGAGCAAGUCCUUCGGUUAGUGCCCUAAACAGCUAUCCUGAAAAAUGGAAUUGAAGAAGAGAGUGGUCCCACCCUUAGGAUUUAAUCAUCGUUCUCUCCUUUCUUCGAGCUCCAGCUCCUAGAAAUGUUCUGGUCAGGCAGGGCUCUUUCACAAGCAGAAGAGAGCUUUUAUUUGUGAUGCGAAUGUGUACUCCACUUUCUGUGGAAGCAUCAGAGGCUUCAGGCAGGAUUUUUAUUUAGAUGGACAAAUUACAGACUGAGCUCAGUGGAGAGGCAAUGUGUUGCACACUGCAUGGGCAAGAGAGCUGAGUCCCUGAGUCUCUUCUCCCUUGCACAACUGGAGAGCAGUGUGUUACUGUAGCCCUGUUCAGGAAACAGUACUUCACACCUUCCCUCUCACUGCAAAAAGUGAGUAGUUGCAUGUUUCAGGUUUUCAUGAGAUUUCAUAUCCAGCAGCCCAGACAAGCUCCAUGGGGCACAAGCAGCUUGGACUGUGAACAGACUGAAGUCUUGGUUGGACUUGAAAAAAGCCAGGAAAUUCUCACUUAAGGUUAACACUUCAUCCUUAACACGCAUUUUUGUGCCUUUUUUGCCAAUUCCCUUCUUCCAGUCCCAGCACCACUUCUUACACACAGACACACACACAACCGUGUGUUAAGAACAGUGUUUGCCUUGACCUCACAUUUUCUGGCUGUUGUCACUUUAUGCUAGCUGCAACGUAUGACUUUAACCAUAGGUGGCUUUAAGACUAAAAGAUGAUAAUUCCAAUCAAAUUGCACCAGAGAAAUGUAUUGCAUAGCUAAUUAACUCAUUUCUAGCUCACACUACUAUAAAUAACAUAUACACAUCAUUUGUUUGUAAAAGGCACUGAAAAAAAACCCAACUGGAACUAUUUGUGUUAUAGCCCAAAGGGUCAAUAUGCAGUAGAAAUAUUAUGGUGAUUUAACUCUAAGUUGAUUUCAUCCCAUUGUAAAGAUAAGCUAAAACCCAGUCUUCUUUGCUUAAGGCACAUCUAUGUAUUUUUGGUAUUCUUCAGCAGUGGAAAAAAAAGAAUAGUAAAAUGGAAUGAUGAAG
Messenger RNA from Numida meleagris (helmeted guineafowl), 5088 nucleotides. RefSeq names its product gamma-aminobutyric acid type A receptor beta3 subunit (gene GABRB3). The record is from RefSeq and is a predicted model, not a curated record. NCBI's taxonomy places the organism in Eukaryota, Metazoa, Chordata, Aves, Galliformes, Numididae. Gene Ontology annotation, cellular component: neuron projection; membrane; GABA-A receptor complex. Gene Ontology annotation, biological process: regulation of membrane potential; monoatomic ion transmembrane transport; signal transduction. The transcript is spliced from 7 exons. The coding region runs from base 406 to 1581 and encodes 391 amino acids. Gene Ontology annotation, molecular function: extracellular ligand-gated monoatomic ion channel activity; neurotransmitter receptor activity; GABA-A receptor activity.